Messenger RNA from Nothobranchius furzeri (turquoise killifish), 1786 nucleotides. RefSeq names its product bone morphogenetic protein 4. The record is from RefSeq and is a predicted model, not a curated record. Gene Ontology annotation, molecular function: growth factor activity; cytokine activity. Lineage: Eukaryota; Metazoa; Chordata; Actinopteri; Cyprinodontiformes; Nothobranchiidae. Gene Ontology annotation, cellular component: extracellular region.
AGACCCCAGUGAUGCCACCGAUCUCAUGAUUGUGAAUGGAAGUCCUAUCAAAAUGAAUAUUAAUGUUUCUAAUCAUGGCCUACAAACUGGUUAAUGGGCUUUCAAUUCACAAACAGAUUGAGGGAAUCUAGAAGAUAAUAGUUUUUUAACUUGUUAUUGUUUCUUUCUACCCAUCAUCAAUCAUCGUCCAAUCAUCUGAAGCCAGCUGAAUACAGAAGGCUGACAUGUAACCUGGUGCUUUUCUCUGGUCACCACAGAAGUGCAGAGCUCAGUUCAUUGUUGCCAAAAAUGUCAGCAGGAGCACUCCUCCUCCUCCUCUUCCAGCUGGGAUGCACCACCCCGCAGAGUGUCCCGCCGGGCAGCAGGGUGGAUGGGACGCAACGCGGUGUGGCUCAGAGGCUCAGACUGGGACUGAGUGAUGUCGUCCCAUCUCUAGCUGUUACUCCACACAGGAAAGCGCCUCAGUUCAUGUUGGAUCUGUUUAAUGUGGUGUCACUAAGGGAGGGGACACAGAAAAGCCUGAAGGACCUCCUGGACGGAAACAUAGUCCGUAGCUUUGAAGAUAAAGGUCCUGUUGGAGAGAAGAUUCACCUUUUCAACCUGUCUUCUUUGGGCCGAGGGGAGAAAAUCGUUAAAGCGGAAUUACGCUGGUUCAGACACAAGCACAGGACUUUGCGUGACCAACACUUCCAUCAGGUGGAUCUAUACGAGGUUCUGGACAGCAGAGUGAAACCACUGAGAGGAAACUUCAUCACCUCCAGACUGGUGCCACUUCACACUCCAGGAUGGGAAGUCUUCAAUGUUACACAGAUGGUGUCCCGAUGGAUCUAUAACAGCCAGGAGAACCAUGGCAUCCUGCUGGUGUCAACCUUCCCACCUGAUGGCUCAAUGGAGUCAGAGUUCUCCUCUAACCAGCCUGGAGACCUGAUGGACACCAACACCUACCUGGUAAUAAUCUCAGAUGAUGGGAGGACAGAAGCUAACCAGUCCCACCUGGGACUCACCCCACCUGCAGCAUCACCUGAGCCCCAGCACCUCCUGAGCAGGAGACGACGUGCAUCCUCAGAUUUCUCAAACCACAGCCUCCCACGGUCCUGUCAGCGAGUUCCCCUCUUUGUGGAUUUUGAGAAGAUUGGCUGGUCGGGUUGGAUCAUCUCUCCCAGUGGGUACAAUGCCUACCAAUGCAAAGGCUCCUGUCCAUUCCCAAUGGGGGCGGGCCUCAGAGCCACCAACCACGCUACGGUGCGCUCCAUCAUGCAUGCCCUCAGGCUCUCAGGGGACCAAGCGGGAGCGCCCUGUUGUGUGCCUGACAGGCUGCAAUCCAUCAGCUUAUUGUACUUUGACGAUGAGGAGAAUGUGGUCUUGAAGCAGUUUGAUGACAUGGUGGCGUUAAGCUGUGGCUGUCAUUGAUUGACUUUGGGAGGCUCAAGCACUGUUAAAGACUGGAGGAAGGGAGCUGAUGAAAACACUUAUUUAUGUUGAAAUAUUGUUUUAUUUUGAGAAAUAAAUAUACAAAAAUAUUCUGUAGUAAUCACAAAUGCUUGGUCCAGUAAAGUCCAUUGAUACUUACCACGAAAACACAAAUUACAGCAUUUUCACCCGUCGGACAAGGGACUAAAUGGACUUAUGGUGCCAUCCAUUUCUCUGUCACUAGAUGGUGAUGUUGUAAAAAAAAAUAAUACAUUUCUUCUUUAAAGUAAUAGUCAGCAGUUUCCUGCCCCUCUGACCUACUGAUUGAAAGUGGAAUUACAACUGUUGUAAGCACCCCUUUAGCAAACUGCAGUAG